This is a messenger RNA of Tetranychus urticae (two-spotted spider mite), 1540 nucleotides long. RefSeq names its product zinc finger HIT domain-containing protein 2. The record is from RefSeq and is a predicted model, not a curated record. NCBI's taxonomy places the organism in Eukaryota, Metazoa, Arthropoda, Arachnida, Trombidiformes, Tetranychidae.
CUGUUAUGAGUUAAAAUAAACAGGCAACUUGCAUGCUGUUUAAAGGUUUGCCUAACUCCAUCCAAUUUCAUAAUAAUUUCAACAUUUAUUAUUUUGAACUGUUGCUGAACUGUUUAAUCUUGACUCUAUGUAUUUUAGUUUCAAGUUUAAAAAUAAAAUCUCGUCAUAAGAAAAAAAUCCUUAUUAUUAAUAUUUACACUAUUUCUAGUGCUUGACUCUCAAAGCAUAAACAUGAACCGUGAAUGCAAUUUUUGUUCACAGCCUGGUGCUAGCUAUGUUUGCCCAAAGUGUGGUCUUUUCUAUUGUUCUUUGAAUUGUUAUCGUCAUCGUAAUCAUCUAGAGUGUACAGAACAUUUUUACAAAGAUUUGGUACUUCAAGAGCUGUCCUUGAAUACAAACACACAAUUGAAGGAGGAAACGAUGAAGCUGUUGGAAAGGAUGAAUUUAGAAGAUGAAUCACUUGAUUUUCAAUCACUAUUGGAUGACGUAGAUUGUGCUGGUAAAUCUUCGUCUAUCUUGGGCCAACUUACUGAUGAAUACGGUCUACCUGUUGAGGAAAGAGCCAAGUUUGAUAAGCUAGUUGAAAAUGGAGCUAUCUUUAACUUACUUCCAGCUCAUUUUUGGGACCCUUGGUAUGUCAAAGUUUCUCAAAACUUGAUGUUAAAGACUGAAGACGACAAAUCUGGUCCUGAUAACGAGUAUGACGAAGUUGAAAAAGAAAGCGAACACAAUUUAUAUGACGAAAUCGACGAAAAUGAUUAUGAUGAUAUUCCAAGUUAUCCUACAGAUUUACCUAAACUUGCUGAGAUUAUGAGACAAGAGCCUUCUCCAUUGAUUAAAUGUGCCUUGAUUCAAACAAUUUUCUCAUAUUGUGCGAUUUGUCGAUAUUUUGUUGGUAGUCAUCUAUCUUCUCCUUUGGAACCUUACAAUUUAAUGGUCGAGCUUUCAGCCCUUGAUUCAACGAAAAUAUCUUAUCCAACAACUGGUCAAUGCUUACAAUUUGUUAGCAGACAUUUAAUUGAACAAGUUCAAAUGCCUUUAUGUUUUGUUGAAAAGCUUUAUACGGACACUUCGCUAAUCAUUAAAACUGGAAAUCGUUUAGUACUAAGAUGUCUGGUCGACAUUGUUAAGCUAUUCAAAGGAGCAAAAAAGAAGAGACAUCCAAAAAGUGAUGAAAUUAGUCGAAUAAUUCGGAAAGUGAAAUUUUACAUGAGUUGGUGUGUCGAACACGAGGCAUUAUAUCAAUCAGAUUUACCCAGCGUUCACUUUGAAGCUUUAUCGUUGAAAGAACUGAUAAAUGAGAAUCAAGAAAUAAAGAACCGUGGUGAGAUUUCGAUUUCCAAAAAUGCAGAUGAAACUAAUCGAAAGCUGAUUGAAAUUGUUGAAUAAAAAACUUGACUGGUCCUACAUUGAAAUGAAGAUCUGUCCAAGGCAAAAGGACUAAAGGGUGUCAAAUUUAAUUCCAAGCAAACUGGUGGAGCUUACUAUCUUUUUAUCACAAAUUAAAAUAGAUAAGCACAGAUAUCAUAAACCAUAGACA